AUGUUUGUGAAAUUACUCUUCGUCAUUUUCAGUGCAAUUGUUCUUACAGUCGUGGAAAACGCAAGGAUUUUGGCCAGAGUUAAAAGAGAAAGCUUGAAGGUGCGUAUCACAGCUAAGGACGACAGUAUCGUAUUUCAGUACCUCGCUCCUCACCCUGCCAUCAAGCUCCGAGGCUACAUCUUGGGAUAUGGUGGCCGCUACUCCAAGCAAAACAUCUCACUGCCAGAUAAUGGGGAACCAAUUGAGCUUGAUGUUGAGUUCACACCCAAGUAUCUGAUAGCAGUUCAUCCAGUGGCUGAAUACAGCAGUGCUUCCGCAGUGAAAAAAUGCAAAGGUUCAGUGGAGCUACACCGGCCUCUGCAAGUAAUGAUAAAUGCCUUAACAUCAACAUCUGUUCUUCUGACGUGGGGGCAGAACUAUGAAGAAGAGUGUAAUGCGGAUGUUGACAGUGAAUGUACAGAUGAAAGGCAUUUUACUGUUCGGUACAGAGAAAAAGAAAAGAACAAGAAAUGGCUGUAUCAAUUCUGCCCAACAACCAAAACAGUGGUGGACAAACUUAAACCAAAUACUGUUUAUGAAUUUGGGGUUCGAGUUACCAAACCGAAAGAGGAUAGUAUCUGGGGCAGAGCCACCGCUCACACUACUUCUGCGACUACUUCACCUUCAAACACGAGAACUGAACAAGUCAAAAUCAACAAAUUCAAUCCGUACUUUAAGAAGGACAGAAACAAUGGUGACAUGGCGAAAUUGAAGCCAUCAGGAAAGGUUAAUCACAUAGGACCAAAACACAGAAAGCCAGACGUAAUUACCUCAGCUCCAGGUGCAGAUCUAUUAGUUUUCGACACCUUAAAGUCCAAUCGUAAUCCUCCAUCUAAAGAACACCGCCCCAUGCAGUCAAACCCAUUGCCUGAGAAUGAUGUGGUGAACAAAGUAGAAAAAAAAGGCAUCGAUUCCAAACCAACAUCAAGAAAUGACAAGAAGGAAAUAGCAAAACAGAAAGCACCGGCGACCCCUUCAAAAGCGAACGAAUCCAAGAGACCAUCCUCAGUCAAUUCGUCUCUCCCUUCCAACCCAGGUCUUGAACCUCAUGCUACAGGCAAGCCUCAGUUCAUAGAAUUUCAAGUGCCAUCGUCCAACCAUUCAAAUUUAUUUACUUCAGAAAGAGCUUCUGACCUUGAAACUAAGGAUAAGCAGCAAUCCACAGAGUCUGAGAUACCAUCUUCUACAAAAAUGCCUUUCACCAUUUUAAGCACAACUUCCAAACAUACUGCUGAGGACAAGCAGAAACUCCCAGAAAUUAAGGCACCGUCCUCAACCAAUUCAUUUUUAAUCACUUCCAACCCAGCCCAUGCUUCCAAUCCUGUGGACAUCAAGCAAUUGAAAGAACCUGAGGUACCAUACCCCAACAGCUCACCUUUCCACCCAACCUCCGAACCCGAUGCCAAGGAUGUGGAGAAACUUACAGAACCUGAGGUUCCAUUCUCCAGCAUCUCCUCCUUCAACCCAACCACUGAACCUGGUACCCUGGGCAUGCAGAAAUUCACAGACCUUGAGACACCUCUUUCUAGCACCUCAUUUUUCUCCAAUUCAAAAAUGACGUCCACACUUGAUGUCACGGACGGGCAAAAAUCCACAGAAAAAGUUACAGAGGGGCCACCCUCCAAUGGCAAUUUUUACUCCAUCCCAAGCAGCACUUCUGAACUUGAUACCAUGGAUGAGCAACAAUUCUCAGAAUAUGUGGUACCACACUCCAUCAGCUCAAAUGUUAAUACUUUAAGCACACCGUCUGAGCCUGAUAACGUGGACAAGCAAGAAUUCACAGAACAUGAGGUAACCUCCUCCAACAGUUCAUUUUUCACCACAUCAACUGCGUCAUCUGAACUCCAUCCUCCAGAGAGGCAGCCGAAUUCAGAACAUAAAUUGUCAACUGCCGACACUCCAUAUGUGAUUAGUGGAACCAGAGCAUAUGAAUAUAACAUAGAGGACCACAAAUUCACAGACCAUAAGCCACCAACAUUUGACACUCCACAUGUGUUCAGUGGAAUUCCAGUUACUGAACUUACUAACAUAGAGGACAACAAACCAACAGGCCAUAAGCUGCCAACUGUUGACACUCCACAUGUGUUCAGUGGAAGCUCAGCAUCUGAACUCGAUAAACUAGAGGACAACAAAUCCACAGAUAUCCAGAUUAAGCAAAAUGCUGUUAGAGAACAACAUUUUGCUUCUUUGCAGCCAAAAGACCAUAAGUUGACAACUGCUGACACUCCACUUAUGUUCAGUGGAGCUCCAGUAUCUGAACUUGAUAACAUACAGGACCACAAAUUGACAGACAAUAAAGCAUCAACAACUGACUCCACUUAUGUACUCAGUGGAAUCUCAGCAAAGGAGUUUGAUAACAUAGGAGACAGGAAACCUAUAGGCCGUAAACUGCCAACUGCUGACACUCCACAUGUGUUCAGUGGAAGCUCAGCAUCAGGACUUGAUAAACUAGAGGACAACAAAUCCACAGACCAUAAGCCGCCAACUGCUAACACUCCACAAGUGUUCAGUGGAAUCGCAGUUUCUGAACUUGAUAACCUUGAGGGCAACAAAUCAACAGACCUUGAGCGGUUAACUUCUGACACUAUACAAGUGUUCAGACCAUCCCAUGUAUCUCAGCUUGGUAGCACUGGGGGAAAGAAGCGCACAGGCACAGAUCCGAUGGCAGACCCUUUAUCAAAGCCAAAGUCUGAUGCCAAGUGGAAUAUUUUAGAACCUUCAGCUGAUGUUCAGUCCAGCACUAGUUCCAAUCCACUUUCUGAAAAGGAUGCCACUGGACUGGCGACUGAGACAACUAAUCUAAAUAUGUUUACUGAGCACAAUGAAGUUGAAAAUACAACUGUCUUGAGUUCGACCCCAAUAUCUGAGAUUGAUUCUCUGGGCAAAGAGAGAUAUACUGGUCCUCACGUGAAGUAUUUUGGCAAGGAUCCAAACGUGCCUUGCUCUAUUAACGAAGCCUUGAAAUAUUUUGUCAACAAGAACCAUACAAAUGUCAAAGUCACGACAGCUCCUCGCUACCCCCCCACCAAUGUGACCAUUCUGACCGUUGAAGGCUGUUCGACCUUUGUGAUUGUGGUCUGGGAGAAGAACGAUAAUGAUUCAGCUACUGAAUUUGAACUAGUAUCCACAGCAUUAGGACCAGACAAUGAAACUGAAAAAAUUGUUACCGUUACCAAUCAAACUCACAUUACAGUGGAAAACCUCUCACCAAAUACAAGCUACGUGUUCCUUGUGAAGCCCAAAAACCGACUAGGAGUGGGUCCACCCAGUGAACCAGUUCCUUUUGUUACAGAAUCAGCUGACCCCAGAGUAAGCGAGUAUGUACCAGGGAAAGCUGCCAUCUGGUCUCCAUACCGUUUUAAGUUUGAUUCCUUCUCAGAGUGCCAGGGCAAACAAUAUGUCAAACGAACCUGGUACCGCAAAUUUGUUGGGAUCAUACUGUGCAACUCGCUGAGGUACAAGAUUUACCUCAGUGAUAAGCUCUCAGGGGUAUUCUACAACAUAGGAGAUUUAUCAGGACACGGGGAGGAUCACUGUCAGUUUGUCGAUUCCUUCCUGGAUGGCAGAACAGGACAUCAUCUCCUGUCUGCACAGCUACCAGUUAGACCAGGCUUUUACCGAAGUCUUCGCCAGGAACCUGUUAUGUUUGGCACAAUAGGUGGACACACCCAUAUAUCUUAUGUCCACUGGUACGAGUGUGGUAUAGCUAUACCAGGGAAGUGGUGAAGCUGACAAGCACCAUAUUGGAAGGCUACAGGAAGAAGCAAAGGGACUGAAUUACUAUAUUAUAUUGAUAUUGUUCCUUAUAUUCAAUGUAAGAUUCAAAUACACCAUGUAAAGUGCAGAAUGUUUUUCUCUUUUAAAAAAGAAGCCUUAUAGAAAUCUUUACAUAAUAUGGUGCAGCGUGAAUUGUACCAUUUUAAGGCACAUAAUUGUAACUAUUCUAGACCCAAAGUGGGAUACCGAUUUAAAACAAUGUGACUACCAAUCUGGGCAGUAAAUGCUAAUAUUAGCAAGUAAUUACCAAUGUUUUGACCAGCUCUCACAAUUUAUUUCUUGGCCUUUUUGUCAUUUGGUUGAAAGGAGUAACGGCCAUUAGAAAGAUAAAACAUCCGACGAGUAAAGGAAAAGAGAAACACUCACUAUUGAUACAGUGUGCUGUAAAUAAAUGAUAGCACUGCCCAGGAUUUUAUAUCCUGAAAGAUGUCUUCUGUCUUUAGGCAUGUCCUUGGUUUUAAAAAAAGGUCCGAUACAGUUUGUUUUAUUUAUCUAAACAAACAUCCUAAAAAGUUUUUAAAAAGCAGCCGAUUAUAUUGGGAAGCUGGCUCCCUACACCCUCGGUACUGAAUAUAAAUGUUUAAAAGUUAUUUAUCAGGAAUGUAUUUAAAAACACAGAACAUAAAUUGUAACGUCUAUUCACAAAAUAUGAAAGUUUUGUUUAAAAUUUAUAUUUACUGUAACAAGUGAGCUUUUAGCAGUAUUGAAGGGCGUCUCUCAAUAGGUACCCUUUGGAGCAGGCAGCCAAUAAAGCUCCUCCAGGAAGUUGAAAUGGACUCAUUUCACCUGUAAAGAUACUGAACAAUGCAACGAGUGUAUUAAUCCAGGACAUUAAUGCAGGAAGAAAGGUGCCUGUGAAGAGAGGGGACUGUUAUUUCUGCCUGUAAUGCAAUUCAUUCAUAUUUUAUUUAGUAUUGAAUGCAUCAAAAGUGUCGCAUAAGAUCUGUUAGUUACAGCCAAGACUCUAUUUACACCCACACUCACUACGCAGGUGCACCCAUCAAAAAGUUUAAAUCUGCUGAUUUAUUUUUGGUUAUUGCAUGCAGAUAUUCAGAUUAUGGUAAAUAUACCAGGCCAAACACUUACAGACAUUCUCACAAACAUCUAACUACUGCACACGUACAACAUAGAGCUGGUCAGCUGAUGAACAACUGCACACAUUCCACAUAGAUACACAUUCAGCUGCCAUGUGUCUUUGCUUGGCCGUGUAGAGUCAGUACAGACACUCAAAUCCUGAAAUUUCACCCAGGUCUUAGUCUGAAAGAGAGUUAUGUCUUAAUGUUUAAGAUUCCACAUAUUUGAGGGAAAAUCCGUAUGUUCUGUCUUUAUUUGAAAGCUACUUCGUGGCGGAAAACCAUCUUCCAAAUUAAGACUACACCAAAGAAUAUUCUACAAUUUUGCACAAUCUUUUAAUUUUCUUGCAAUUUGAAACCACCAAGCCUGGGUGGAAAUUUAGGGCCUUUAUUUUCAAAACCCCUCUCACAACUAAACACUCGGCCAGAAGAUAUGCACAUAUCUGGUCAACUGGCAGUGCCUCAAACACACAACUACAGAAAUGUUUGGUGUCUGCUAAACAGCUAAUAAAUAGUUUCAUGUACCAAGAUAAGAGACAUCUGGCCCCCCAAAAAACAUUAUAUAUGACCACAUGAUAACACGACCAAAUAACUCUUAGCUACCACACAUCUGUCUACAAUCGGUAUAGAGAUGAGAAGUUUCCAAAGUACCGUUCAUGCCCGAAUGAUCAGUUACCAAACAUUUGCCCAGACCCACACAGAAAAGCUCAACACAAGAUGGAAUAGUUGGGCGACUGUUAAGCAUCCACACACAGAAACACUUAGUUACCAUAGUCUCCAUGUAUUUGGCUCUAUGCCAAGUAAUUAGAGCCAAAUACUGAGCUACCAUGUAUAAUGGCUGAUCUAUUUCAAGAUGCUGAACUGUCAAUGAUCCACAAGCACCCAGAGUGUAAUGCAGAGUUACCAGACACAAUUCUGUAUCUGCAUAAGAGAUUGCAGCAGCCGAAUAUUCACACGCACUCUCCUAUAGACGUGCAGCUUUGCUGAUCUUACGCUUUAUUCAGUAUUUGUGGAGGUUAACGCCUCAUAUUCUUGCCACAAGUGGAUAUUAUAGGUUAAGGAAUACAUACUAAUAUGUAUAACUUUGUUCUUCCAUGUGACAUUGCUAAUGAUAUGAUUUUAGUUCUGAAACCAUGGCAGCGGUUAAUAUUUAGAUUGUCUGUAGCUUUAGUUAAGCAGAGUUUUUGAUAAAUUUUGCAAGGCUGUCUGCAAGCAGUUAUCCAUGCUGUCAUACUCUGAGAAUGAAAACAACAUAACUAAAAAAAUAAAAGUUAAUCUGAUACCUUUA
Messenger RNA from Callorhinchus milii (elephant shark), 6177 nucleotides. RefSeq names its product target of Nesh-SH3 (gene abi3bpa). Bases 1 to 3765 code for a protein of 1254 amino acids. Gene Ontology annotation, biological process: positive regulation of cell-substrate adhesion; extracellular matrix organization. The record is from RefSeq and is a predicted model, not a curated record. Gene Ontology annotation, molecular function: protein binding. NCBI's taxonomy places the organism in Eukaryota, Metazoa, Chordata, Chondrichthyes, Chimaeriformes, Callorhinchidae. The transcript is spliced from 40 exons.